AUUAAAAUGAUGCAAAUUUUUGAUAUUAGUGGACCUAUUAAACCAAAAAAUGAAAAUGAAAGUCUCUUCCCUUCACUCUCAUUUAAAGAAAGAUUAAUGGGAUUUGCAUUCUGUUCGUUUUUAGGUAAUCUAUAUAUAAAUUUACAUAAGGAUACUUCAUCUAGAUAUUAAGCUUUGGAUCCUUUUUAAAAGCUGCUGCUGGUGCUCCCAACAUUUUUGCACUUACUUAUAGUCUAGGAAAUAUUUUGGCAUUAUUUAGGUAAUCCUUCAUUAUCAGAUCUUAAUAGUACAGCCUUUUUAAUAGGAUUUAGAAAACAAUUUUAAAAUAUGGUUGAUAAAGAAAGAAAAAUAACAUCUAUUAUCUUUUUUUCUUCGUUGGUAAUGAUCUUUCUUUCAGUUUAUUUAUUUAAAUCAAAACUCUUAGUUGUGAUCUUUUUAUUAGUUGAGUUUUGUUCAUAUACAUGGUACGUAGCAAGUUAUAUUCCAUUUGCAAGAGACUGUAUCAAAAGUUGUUUAAGGAACAUUAUAAAAUAAUGA
Molecule: messenger RNA, 537 nt
Organism: Paramecium sonneborni
Lineage: Eukaryota; Ciliophora; Oligohymenophorea; Peniculida; Parameciidae
Source: the annotation of a GenBank genome assembly